Molecule: messenger RNA, 1059 nt
Organism: Leptonychotes weddellii (Weddell seal)
Lineage: Eukaryota; Metazoa; Chordata; Mammalia; Carnivora; Phocidae
Source: RefSeq, a predicted model, not a curated record
CCCACCCACUCAGGCCUUGGCGGGGCCAUCGGCUACGUGCUGGGGGGGCUGGACUGGACCCAGACCUUCUUGGGCGCCUGGUUCCGGACCCAGAACCAGGUGCUCUUCUUCUUCGCGGCCAUCAUCUUCGUGGUGUCGGUGGCCCUGCACCUGUUCAGCAUCGAGGAGGAGCAGUACAGCCCCCAGCAGGAGCGGGGCGGGGAGGUGGCCGACGCCCUGCCCCCCACCGCCCGUGCGAACGUUCUGGAUGGCGGCAUGGCCCUGUUCCCCGAGGAGGUGCAGUCGGAGCACGAGCUCACGCUGGACUACCUGAGCGUGGACAUGGUGCGCAGCAAGAGCGACUCGGUGCUGCACGUGCCGGACGCCGCCCUGGACCUGGAGCCCGAGCUGCCCUUCCUGCCCGACAUCGAGCCCUCCCUCUUCCACGACGGCUCGUACCCCGGCACCCCCCGCAGCACCAGCCAGGAGCUCACCCGAGCCAGGCCGCCGCCCCGCCUGGCCUCCCUGCUCGGGGAGACGGCGAAAGAGGACGAGACGCUGCUCGAUAAUCACUUGAACGAGGCCAAAGUGCCCAAUGGCAGCGGCUCGCCGCCGAUCGACGGCCCCGUGGGCUACAGCAGGGCGGAUGGGAAGCCCGCCGCGGCGGCGGGCUCCACGAGGCGGCGCAGGCACGUGUUCCGGCGGCAGGCCUCCAGCACCUUCUCCUACUACGGCAAGAUCGGCUCCCACCGCUACCGCUUCCGGCGGGCCAACGCCGUGGUGCUCAUCAAGCCCUCGCGCAGCACGAGCGACCUGUACGAGCUGCAGAAGCGGCAGCGGCAGCGCUGCCGGCGCCGGCACCAGAGCGGGGCCACCACGUCGAGCGGCGACACGGAGAGCGAGGAGGGCGAGGGCGACACCACGGUGCGGCUGCUCUGGCUGUCCAUGCUGAAGAUGCCCCAGGAGCUGACGCGCCUGUGUCUCUGCCACCUGCUCACCUGGUUCUCCGUCAUCGCCGAGGCCGUCUUCUACACCGACUUCAUGGGCCAGGUCAUCUUCGAAGGGGACCCCAAGGCGUGA